AACGAAGUGACGCACAAAUAUGUAAUAAAAAUAUAAUUUACUUCCAAACCUUUCAUUUUGAAAAAUUACAUUUGAAUGUUAUUUCUUUAGUUUCUUCGUGUGUUAUACAUACACAUAAAAUAUUAUUAUGAUUGAACGUAAAAGAAAAAAAUAUAUUUUCAUUGUUAAAUAAUUGAGUAAUAUCAGAUAAUAUUCAUUAUUUUUUAUUUCAAAUAGAUUAUUUGAAAAAUUUAUUUUCUUCAGUUCUCUCUUCUAACAAAUCCAUGAUGUAUAUUUCAUCUGUGUUGGUACACCUGAUUUUAAAUUGACAAUGACAAAAUUUCAAGCUGCAGUUCAGUCAUUAUGUAUUGACGUAUGUUAUUCGAAUCAGAUUCGAAUGCAAAUUCUCGUUUGGCUGUAUUGAAUUUUUCAGAAUGUUUAUUAAACGUGAUAAAAGUUCUUAAGAUAAGAGAAGAUAGAAAUGUAUAACUUUUUUAAAUGCUUUAAAUAUCUUCUUUACGAAUGAUGAAUAACAGAAUUGCUUUGAUGCGAUGCAUCGAUUUAAAAUGUACGGGCAAUGAAACUUGAACUAAAACCAUCCGCAACCUUUUUGUGAAGACUUUUAUGAAAGUGGUUCAGUUUCCUAUAGUAGUUGAUGGCCAAGUCUCAUAAAUAGCAAUGGAUAUGUAAAACUGUUCAAACGGAGCAUGCAUUUCUGGAUUAACAAACCGGCGGGCAGGUAUUACGGUUUCACUGGCCGCCGAUACCCCGCCACACCUUUGCCAAAGACCCGCUUGAAUCAAUCUAGAUAUAAUGCAGAUUUGAGACAAAUGGUUACUCCACUUCACCGAUUUCAAAAUCUGAAUGCUGUGGGAAAUACAGCUGGUCCUAGUAAUAUGAAUACUUGCAGAAUGAUAAGAACAACGAUAAGACCAAACAAUGAGACACAACAUUUUCCAGUUGGCUCUACUCAACAUGUCCAGCUAAACAACAUCUCCAAUAAUGUAACAACUGCUGGGAAUAAUCAAUUGAUAUUAUCAAAUACUACAUCAAAUGGAACAAAUAGGAGCUUUUUGGAUUUUUCGGAAUUUAAUGAUGCAGAACUUGCAAGUUACAGAUUACGGUGUGGUGUUUGGAUAACGUUUGUGCUUGUAACAGGAUUUGUGGCUGCUGCAAAAUUUUAUUUCAGUAGUGGAGGUCAAGGUAUAGAAAUAUUCGUAUUUUGGGGUCUAUUAACAUUAUUAUUAUUUGCAUGCUUAUACUCUAUUUUAUGUUGUCGACAUCAUCACAAUAGUCAUGAAGAACAUCAAAUUCAAGAGGAGCGCAUUGCAUCUGUGACUGGUACAACUCCAAUACCUAAUGAAAAUAUUAGACCUAUUUCUGUAGUAAGACAGAAUCCACCACCACCCUAUCAUAUUGCUAUUUUGAUUCCCUCGAACAAUCUACCAGAAGAAGCUCCACCACCAUCUUAUGACAAAAUUAUGCGUUAGAUUAAUAUUAGUAUAUUAAUAUAAAGCUAUAUAAAAUACUAUCACUAUUUUUCAUAUACUACAUUUUCUAAACAUAAAACAUUGAUACACAAUAUUAUCAAAAGUGCAUCAUUAACUAUAAAUAUUUCAUUUCCAAGCUUUUGAUUUGUGCAAACAAAGAAAUGAGGAAAAUUUAAUGAAAAUAUUAACAAUUUUUCUAGGCUAGGAAAACUUUAUAUCUGUGAUACAAAAUAGUAAUGUAACAUCAAUGUCGCCCAUGGUAACAUUUGCAACUUAAAGAAACAUAAGAGGCACUGUUGUGGGCAUUAUAUACAAUGUCUGAUUGUGAGUCGGAAAGUACAACUGAUGUCCGCGAUACUUUAUGUUUAAUGCAGUACUAAUAUAUAUUUUCCUUUUUUAUACUCGAAUAAGUUUAUUUAAGCGAAAUACAAAUAUACAAAAUGAUUUGCUGUAGAAAAUGAGUAACGUUUCUUCACCUUUAAAGAAAUUUUUCAUUAUAAAAUAUAAACAUAUAAGAGAAACCGAUGUAUUACGAUAAAAUUGCAAUUCAUUUGGAUUAAUAUAUGUAUUUAUUUAUAAAGUGAAACUACUAUUUAUGCAAUAAAAUAAAAUUGAAACUUAAGUUAAUUUAUAGAAAAUAAGCACGGAGUCAUACUAGAGUCAUAUAAACUGUUCACUUUUCCAUAAUCUAUCAAGUUUGAAAUAAAUCUAAAAUCUUUUACUAUGAAUUAAAGUACAAUAACUCUAUUAUAUAAUAAUUUAAAAAAGCAUAGGUUAAGUAUAGUAUGUGUUUUAUAAUACUUAAUAUUACAUAAUUGUACAUAAUAUAGAUAAGUGUGUACAUACAUACACGCGUAAUGUUUUCAUGCUCCAAAAUUUUUGGCUAUGACACAAACUUAAUAUACAUAUAUAUGUAUAUGAUUUUAUAUAAUUUUUCUUUGUCAAUAUUGAAACUCUUUAUGCAAUAACUGUGCUUUAUAUUUGAAAUAAACUUAUAUAAUAUAUAUCAUCACAUAGAAUAUCAUAACUAAUAGUUACAACUAACAAUGACUUUCAAGCUAUGUUUCUGCAUAUUAAAAUGUAGCUUGAACCAAGGAAAGUAUUAUUCAAUUUUUUUGUUUUAUUACUUCUUCAAUUUAGUAUACCAAAUGUGUUAUAAAUUUCUAAAUACACUACACUUGUAUAGAGUUGUUAAAUAAUUAUUGAGUGUAGGUGCUUCUUUUUUAUGCAUAAUAUGGCUAAAUAUUUUAUUAUAUCAUUUUAUUACACAUUAAAAUAAAUAUAAUUUAAUCUUAAAGUACAACCAUGUAAUUGCACCAAUACAUAAAUGAUGUACAUGAGUAGAAAUAUAAAAAGCAUAAAAAAGCCUCUAAAUUUUAAAUUUCAAAUGUCACCUUUAUACUAUCUUUCUGGCUUCUUUAUAUAUAAUCAAAGCAAAAUAUUUUCAAGAAAAAUGAUAUCAUUAAUAAAUCAUUAUGUUCAAUACUUCAAGUUGAAGUAAAAGAUAAAAUUAUAUAUAUAUAAACAUAUAUAAAUAACAAUAUAUAAUACUUAAUAUAUAUAUAUAUAUAUGUAUAUACAUACUAUAUACGCAUUUACUAAAUAAAAUCAUAUUAAUUUUUUAAUCAACUACUUUAAUGUAAAUAUAAAAAAUGUCUUAUUAUAAAAAUUCUAUUUCAUUUCUAAAAUUUAACAAAUAAAUAUAUUUUAUAUUAUAAGAUUAGAGAAUUUUUAUAAUUUGAAACAUAAUUUAAAAUAUGAGAGAAAUAUAAGUAAAAAGGAACUUAUUAUCUUAUUUUGAAAUGCUCUAAAGCUAAGAAAUUGAGAUUAUUAAUGCAUUUACAAUGUAAAAAUAAAUUCAUUUGUUUUUACAUGCAAAAUAUAUGAUAUACUUGGUUUUGUACCAUCACAAAAUAAAAAUAUACCAGAUGGGAUAAGAUUUGUUAACUUCAAAUAACAUAUUAUGCAUUACAAAGCGUGAAUUAUCAAGUUGUCUUUCAAAAAUUUCGUGACUACUACACAGACAUACAAAACCAAUAUUUUACAUUAUUUAGAAUAAUUUCAUUUACUCUUAAUAAAUACAUUAUUACAUUAUCUUUAGUGAUGUCAAACAAGCAAUUGUAUAGUGCUUUUUUACUAAAAAUAUCAAGUUAAUGAAAUAAAAUAGUUUAGACUAAAAAUAGUUAAAAAAAAUAAGAAACUACGUUACUAAUUAAACAGAUGUCAUUUUGGUGUAAUAAUUUGUCAUUUACAUCUGUGAAGGCACUUACACAGUCGCAAAUAUUUACAUAUUUAUCGGUGAAAGUUGAGAAUUAUAAUACCAUCAUAGUUUCUCACAAUCAAUAUUUGUAAAAUCAGUUCUGUAACUCUGUGUAAUAGAAUUGUACGAAAGACUACACUUGUAAAAAUGUCAUUCGUUAUUUAAUAAAGUCGUAAAGUUCUUUAUCA
Bombus huntii is the source of this 3917-nucleotide messenger RNA. RefSeq lists its product as uncharacterized. Lineage: Eukaryota; Metazoa; Arthropoda; Insecta; Hymenoptera; Apidae. The record is from RefSeq and is a predicted model, not a curated record. The transcript is spliced from 4 exons. The coding region runs from base 687 to 1469 and encodes 260 amino acids.